Messenger RNA from Uloborus diversus, 1954 nucleotides. RefSeq names its product zinc finger protein 184-like. NCBI's taxonomy places the organism in Eukaryota, Metazoa, Arthropoda, Arachnida, Araneae, Uloboridae. The transcript has 6 exons. Gene Ontology annotation, cellular component: nucleus. The coding region runs from base 1 to 1029 and encodes 342 amino acids. The record is from RefSeq and is a predicted model, not a curated record.
AUGAGUUUAAGGGAAGAUUUACAUGAUGAAAUGAGAGUCGAAGAAAUGAUUGCCACAGAUCAAAAACAGCUAGAAGAUAUCAUUCAGUGGGGAAGGCAUCCAACGGAGAGAAAGGUUUCUCAUGCUUUUUGUGCAGCAAUGAAUUUGCAUCAUCUUCACUUUUGGCCAAACAUAUUCUUCAACAUGGUCAUGAUAGAGCAACUGGACAAUGGAAAUGUUAUUUCACCUGUUCGAUUUUCAUCUGUUGUGUCAUCCUAUGAACGAGGAAGAAGCCGGCAUUCUGUUUCAUCUGUUGAUCAGCAAGACUUUGUUAGUCUUAAUUUGAACUCAAAAACUGCUCUUGAUUAUAUGCAGUCUUCUGGAAGACCUUUUAAAUGUGACCAAUGUGGUUCCUUAAAAUAUGGAUCAGCAAACUUCACAACAACAGAUUCUGAAACACAAAGAGAAUCAAAAAAUUUAUCUUGGGAUGCCAAUCAUAGCAUUCAAGAGCAUGUGACCGAUUUCAACAAUGAAGUAGAUGAAAAUCAAAUCAGCAUAUUAGUUCCAAACAAGCCUUUUAAGUGUUCAUAUUGUGGGAAAAAUUUCCGCUUUAAACAUGACAUGCGACGUCAUUUUUUAAUUCAUACUGGCGAAAAACCCUUUGUUUGCAAUGUAUGCCAUAAGUCUUUUAGACAAUCUGCUCAUUUACGUGGUCACAAACAGACCCACUAUAAAAUGGUGUUUUUAUUUACAUUGCGUAUGAUUUUUGAUGUAGUUAUUUUGGUUCUAGGAAGAAAAGGUAGAAGACCUCUUUCAUUGAUGUUUGCUGAACCUGAUGAUGAGAAUGGUGUGCAGUAUCGCUUCCAAUGUAGUUUAUGUUCAUACCGCACAAACAAUCGAGGACAUUUUCUUGAACAUGAGGUCAUACAUACUGGAGAGCGGCGCUUUGUUUGUCCCGUGUGUCAAAAAGGAUUUACUACCAAAAGUAACCUGCAAAGACACUGCUUGUUUAUGCACUGCAAUCAAAUUCAAGCGGAAGUUGAUGUAUAGCUUAUUUUACUUCUGCCACCUUCACCGCUGACUCUUAUAAUGAUUCAAGAACACUACUUCUUGCAAACAAACGAAAAGAUGGGACUUUCUUUUGUGAAUAUUGUGAUUACCGAACUAGAGUGUCUACUCACUUGUAUGAUCAUGUAAGGACACAUACUGGGGAACGUCCAUAUUCUUGCCCUACUUGUCAUCGAAGUUUCUCUGUGAAAAGUAGCAUGUUGAGGCAUUGGAACAAUCACUUUGUCAGUGGACAAAAUGUGUAUAAGUGCAAACUCUGUGCAGUUCCUUUUAAAAGUAAACAUGCAUUGUCUGCACAUUGUAAAUUUCAUCAUAAGUAACUUUAUCAGAUAAUUUUAGUCAUUGUGAUGAAAUUUAUUUAAAAUCAAUAAAAAAAUUGUUUCUGUCAUAUUUGGUACAAUAUUUAUUUCUAACCUUUUGAUGCAUGAUGGUGAAACAUAUGUAGCAGUUGAAAUUUUUAUUGUGCUUAAUACGUUAUGGAAUUAGCUAAAAACUUGGUACUGAAUUUCACAUUUUGUCAACAUUGACUUUUCUUCUGAUUUCUGGUAAUAUUCAAAAUGAAUAGUAUUUAAACUGCUAAAAAAAUGCAGUGAAAAGUUUCCUUCUUUUUAGUUUUAUUUUUGUCUUAAUAUGUAAAAUGUCAAAAUGAAUAGUAAAUGCAGGUUUUUUUUUUUUUUUAACCGCAUUUGCUCAACUAUGUAGGUGCAUGUUUUCAGAUUUUAUUGCAUCAUUUCCCUACUAGCUUUUAAAUACUGUUCAUCUGUCUUUUCACUAAGCUAACUGAAAGAAAUUUUUACUCUUAACUUAAGCCAAAAUUAUUGCAGAGAAUCUAUACUUCUAUGAAUUCAAUGCAAUGUCGAAUGUAUCACAAUUUUGCAUUUUGGUUUUGUUUUGCAUAGUGUGACUA